Messenger RNA from Lymnaea stagnalis (great pond snail), 12777 nucleotides. The record is from the annotation of a GenBank genome assembly. NCBI's taxonomy places the organism in Eukaryota, Metazoa, Mollusca, Gastropoda, Lymnaeidae.
ACUUUUAUUUUACCUUUGGCCUAAAUUCCGUCGCGCAAGGCAAGACCCGGAAAGCUUGACGGAGGUUUGUGUAUCGUUCAGCCCGUGGACGUGAGUGAACUCGUAACAUCGCAGGCUGUUAUCACAUCACUUCAGCAUCGAUAGUGAGUACAUACACUUAAAUAAAUACCACAAGGCAAUUCAAUAUAGUUUGAAUAUAGCCUUUUAGCUUAGUUUAGUGUAACUUCUACUUUUGGAUAAUUCUGUUGGUUGUAUUUUGUGUUAAGAACGUUUUAAAUAGUUGUUUUGAUUUUUUCCUAUACUUUUCUUUUAUACCAUUGAAUCAUUGAAAAGGGCGUAGCUGUAGUCCUACCGGCUACCGGUGUACUCCGGGUUUAGAGUGCCGGCUUGUUGAAAGUAUUUAGUUUUAUUUGUUUAUUCCCCUUAUUUAUUUGUUAAAAUCUGUAAAUGUGCUGCUAAUUUGACCCUACUGCUAUUAAAUCUGAAUUACGAUAUGUCUAAGUCUAUGUAUUUUAGAGAACGUCUAGUCAAAUUCUGGGUCUGCGGAACUUAAUAAUGAAUGUUAUGUUACUGAGUUGCUGUUAUUAACUGUUCUGUUGUACCCUUCGGUGAGACCACCAAAGCCGUUGGGUAAAAGUGAAAGAAGAUAUAAUAAAAUAACAAUCGGCCUUAUCAGUAAUUUGGACAUUGGUUCCUCCUGAUUGUCAGGAUAAUUCCUACCAGUCCGCCACAGUGAAAAGUUUGAGACGCACUGAUUUUCCUGAAGUUGCAGCCUACCGACCGUAGAUGAAUCAUCACCCAUGCAUGCGAUUUAUUGACGGGCAGGAUUUCACAACUCAGCAGCAGACUGUGGUCAUGGCCACACCUUUAAUUAUAAAAUCAAUGUGUCUGCUCUCUUUUUUCUCUAUAUUAUAUAUUUCUCUCUACCCCUCUCUCACCCCCCCCCUCCAUUUCCCUUUUUUGUGCUGGCUUUAUAUUAUAUUAUAGUAUAAUAUAUUAUGGUGUAGGCCUACAGUGAGGAACAGAACAUGUAGGCCCUAUUUCUUUCCUGAAAAUGUAGAGACAGGAUAGAUUCUUAGUGAUAAUAUAACUAUAAAUAAGGGAUAAAAAAGAAUGACAUUGACAUAUUAAAGAAAGUAGUCCCAUCUGGCAGUGGAGUAGCUAAAGUUUGUGACGCCGGGGUCUGGGAUUGUCCUUGAUUUUGUCACCCCCAACUCACAAAAGCCACAAAACUGUCAUACAGCAUAUACCACAAAUAUAUGUCAUAUAUGUAAAUUAUAUAUGGCCUCUUAUGACAGAGUCUUCAAGGAGUUAAAACAAUUUGUCAUUAAAGGGGCAAAGAAAUAUGUCAAAAAGAAAAUAUUGUUAACAAUUAGCAGCUGAAAACACUCAAGAGACCAAAAUUUCUAUUCAAGAAACUGUCAAACCUUGUUUUUCUGAGUCAAAACUGAUUUGUGGCCGCCUGGCCGAGCCACACUCAGGUCCCUAAAGAGCUGCAUGCAGCUUACGAGCCAUGAUUUGCAGACUGCUGGUAGGGCCUAUAUCCAAUAGGUUUUAAUUAUAAAACAUUUGUUGGAUCUUUUUUGUUGAGUUGUGAAAUUUCUUCUUUUAUAUACAGGUAUUUUAUCUCCUCUAUAGCAAGUUAUGAUGACAAUGUGUUUUCAAUUAUUUUGCUUAAAUUUAUAUUUUAACUAAGUCUGUUUGGGGUUUGAGAGCUAACACAAAUAAUAUUUACUUUGACUAGUUGCUUCCAUAAGUGAACACUUCUAUGUUACUUAGUCAUGAGAAAAAAAUUGUAAAGAGACCUAGUUCAUCUUGUGACUUCACUGAACUGGGUUGUGACUUCUUCCAGUUUUAAGCCAGGUUUUAACAUUUUUACCUGGUCAUGAGAAGAAGAAGAAAAUGUUUGAAAUCCAGGUGUCUAAGUAGGUCAACUGCAAACAUUGAUGAGUUCAGGCUAUGCUUCAAUUCACUCCUGUCAAAUGAAUUUAAGGGCAGCUUUUAAAUCUAGUUUGAUGAUAUCUUCAUGAAUUACAACAAACGUUUAAAAUCUUCUUUAUUUCAUCUUAUGUAAGGCUGACAACAGCUUUGGGCAUUCAAAGUUAUUUUAUAAUUUUCUAUAUUUAUCCCAUUACUUAGGAAAAAAAAAAUUAACCCAAAGAAUACCCUAAAGAUGCACAAAACGACAGUGUUCCUUUGCCUAAUGUAGAACCAAUCUAAAAAAAUCUAAAAAAAUGUGCUUAUUUAGAACUUGAGCUAUUUUAAUGCUUUUUCAAUAUAACAUCUUUAAUCUUUAUCUAGCUGGGCUUUUUUUUUACAAGGUAUCUCCAUUCUUUAUCUAGUUAGACUGUUUUAAUAUAGCAUCUUUAAUCUUCAUCUGGCUAUGACUUAAUAUUCAUGUUUAGUUUGACCUACUCUCAUAUUGACAUUUGGCAACAUCAUUCAUGAAUCAUGCUUGCUUGCCAACUCCCAGAUUUCUGUUUUUUAAAUCUCCCUGCUGCUGACUGAGCCAUUCCUUUCCUGGUUGUAGGCAGGUGUAUUUUCUUGUCCUAUCCCCCCCCCAGGGUUUUAUUUUGUAACCUGCAUAUUUAUGAAUUCUUUAAGUGUACACAAAAUGUUGUCUCAAUAUAAUGUUUUCUAGGAUCUGUAUGUGUCAGUUAUGAAAUUCCUAGUAAAAAUUUAAGAAAGGGGCUCCAAAAACUUAAUAAUUUGCCUCUGGGGCAGUGGUUCCCAACAUGUGCUCCAUGGCCGCUUCUGCCCAUUUUUUUGUGCCUUCAUUAACACUAUUCUUAAACAACAUUAACUUGUAAGAGAAGAGGAGGGUUUGCCUGAGGCGCUUCCCCAUGGAAAUUGAUUAUAAAAAGAGCUUUAUGAGUCAAGAAGAUUGGGAAUCACUGCCCAAGACAUAUAAUUCAAUGGUGCAACCAAGCCCAGCGCCUAAAUAAAAAAUAUAUCACCAUCUAUUAUUAAUUAUGAGGAUGACAACUGGAGAUUUCAAAUCACAUAGAAAAAUUGCUAGGAUUGCACCUGAGCAUGUAUAAAGUUUAUUCAGAAUUUUCAAAGUAUUUAUAACCCAUAAUGGUACAUUAUUUAUUGAAACUAUAUGAAAAGAAAAAUAGUUUAAUCUGUAUGCUCUAUUUUAAAGAGCUGCUAAAAAGCAUUGGGUUUUUUGGUGUGGAGGUGUACGGAGAUUAAUCAGAUGAACAUAUGUCACACUUUGUCACUGUCACAUAGUUUAUAGGUCAGCUAGAGUACAUAUUUGCACAUUCAAUGUGUUGGAGGGAAAGUUGUUGAUGUGUAACCAGGGCAUGGCUUACAGAUAGCCACCCCAUGUUCUGUGCCCAAACACUUGUUGACUAAGCAGAGAGAGUGGGUGGGGCUUUUUCUUGAUCACUCAUAAGUCACUGCAGUAGUGCAGUUUGAUUUGUUUAAUUGCUUUGGUAAACUUUUGGUGUCUAUUUCUCAAAUCUUUUGCUGAGAGGCAAAAGUAUUAUGAAAGGAUUUUGUAGUUUGCUUGCUCUUGCAGGUUCAUUUAAAAUUCUAAUACCAAAAAAUAUUGUCUGCUAAACCUUAAUUGAUCAAGACAAGAACUUUAAGCACUUUUAAGUUCAUUUUAUUGUUGUUUUUUUUUCCUCAGAAUAAUUCCCUCUUUAGUGCACAUAAACUUUCUAAGCUGUCACCAUGACUGGUAAGUAUAAGGCCAGUUUUUCAUGGAGAAUAGGAAAUAUGUGUUUAGAUUAUUUAAAGAAAUUGGCAUCUAAGAACAUAACAUUUUUCUAUUUGACUGGGAUAUAUGUAUCUAUUUGAAUGGGAUGUGUGUAUCUACUUGACUGGGAUGUUUGCAACUAUUUGACUGGGAUAUAUGUAUCUACUUGCUGAAAACCCAGAAUUUGAUAUGAUGUUAGAGGGAAUUAUAAAUACGGUAGGAUGUAGUUUUCUUGGUCUUGUUGUUCCAUGAUUUGGUAAGAACAGAAAUAUGAAUCAGAACUUUUCUUAACAAUGACUUAGGUAUAUUUGGAUCACGCUGGGGGAUGCUGAUGCGGGCCAAACUUAGUCGGAGGGAAUCAAAAGAAUUUUGUGGUAUUAAAACUGUUUCUCCUACUCCACAGCCUGUGCAAUGAUUACUUUAAUGACAUUUCUCUGUAAGGCUUCAGUGCAGCCUGGUGCCAUUAAAAAUGUGUGUGUGUGUUAGGGGGGGGGGUGUUGGAAAUUGACAAAAUGCUGAAAGCUAAUUGCGCAUUGUUUUGCACACUACAUUAUUUAUUGUGUAGUGUCUUGUCUUUAUGCUGUCUUGUCGGAGUGCUCCAUGUUGGAAGGACUCCAUGUUGUUCUCCUACAAUAAAAGGUUGAACUAACCUUGAUGGUUGCCUCUGUUGUUUGAUUAUCUUCCUUGUGAAGUAGCUUAGCAACUUAAUAUUUUCAACAGGGGGGGGGGGGGUGUGAGAUUGCACAGCAGCAUGAUUGGAGUAUGAAAUUUCAUGAUUAUCUUCCUUGUGAAGUAGCUAAGCAACUUAAUAUUUUCAACAGGGGGGGGGGGGGUGUCAGAUUGCACAGCAGCAUGAUUGGAGUAUGAAAUUUCAGACUGAUUAUGUGAUGGAAUCCCUUUUAGUUUUAGCCCAUAGGUGGGAUGCCUUAAGACAUGCUUUCAGCUCAGAAACACAUUUCCAAAGAAGCAGGGUAGUGUAUACCUGAAAUCACCUGCCAGUAGCAUAUUAAUCCCAUUCAUAAGCCAUUUACAUCUCUGGAAGUUCCGAACAGUUCUUUCAAUGCUUGUAUUCCCCCUUGUGAGCCAAACAUACCAAUCAUCUUGCACCGGUGAAGUACCUGAACUGUAUUACACUAUUUAAAAAUUUAUCUACAUCUUUUAUUGAUAUGGUUAGAUGCAUGGUUUAAAACUUAAAUAUAAAAUAUUCUUGUUGGAUGCACAAAUAAAAUAGCCAUGUUCAAAUGCAGUGCAAGAUACAUAAUACAUGAAAUCAAAAACAUAAACCAAAAACGCAUUACAAGACAAACCAUUUCUUUCAUAUGUUGCGGACUGUGCAUUUUAGGCCACUUAAAAGAUUAAUUUAAACAAAAAAAUUGUCUUUACAUGCCUAAUGUAUAAGAGGAAUCGUCAUGGAAAAUUUAAACUUCUUAAGGCUUGUAAUUGAGGCCUAGAUAUCAGUCAGUUAGUGAGGGGUAUUUGGCUUUUAUUUAUAGAUUUGACUGGGAUGUUGAUGUGGCAAUGUGGCACUUUUUGUAAACUCCAUUUUUAAAACAUUUGUAUGUGGCUGGGUGUCACCUGUGUUUGUAGGGUGCCACCUAUGGUGUUUUUCUUUUCCAUGUUCACAGUCACUGAGCUGGGCAUAUAUCAGGGGGGUGGAAUUUAAACCCAGGGUGUGCAUUUUCUGAGCUGUGUGUGCGUAGUCAGCUGUGUGUGCGUAGUCAGCUAUGUGUGCGUAGUCAGCUGUGUGUGCAUAGUCAGCUGUGUGUGCGUAGUCAGCUGUGUGUGCGUAGUCAGCUGUGUGUGCGUAGUCAGCUGUGUGUGCGUAGUCAGCUGUGUGUGCGUAGUCAGCUGUGUGUAUGUAGUCAGCUGUGUGUGCGACUAAGAGAAUCCAUUUUAGAUAUUCUGUGUGAAAACAGCUUAUGAGACUGCCAAAUAAACGGAUUGUGUUCCUGAAUAAUAAAGAAGUUAUAGUCCUCAGACCUGCAGUUCAUUGUGUUUUAUUUAAACUGUAUUUGCCACCACCACAACACGGCUACAUUUGUAUCUAUUUGACUGAAAUGUACUACUUGAAGAGAUCUAUUUUUGUGCUGUAAACAAUAUGUUUCAAUCUCAGGACUAGUGAAAGCCAAGAAAUAUGACUGGACUGAUAGCAACAUGGCCCUGUUUGGUUCAGACACAGAAAAACAAGUCAAGAGUAAGUAAUUUAAGUACAUUAUUAUUAAACCACCACUUUUAUCUUUUAGACAUGAUUUAGCCCAUAAAAUGUUUUUCACAAAUUUUUGUAGUAUUUAAGGCUAAGUUCAGCUAAAUUUUCUCCUUCACCGUUCACAAAAACAGAGGAAUCUGCUGCAACAGAGCCUGCCUGGCAAGGUGCUGGUAUAGCUCCAGGUCUGAGAAUCUGGCGUAUUGAGGUAAUUCAAUAUGUUAAUUAAGUAUGCCAUUUAGUCCAUUAAAUUGAUUAGCAACAAAAUGUAAUUCUUAGUUGCUCAAAAUCAUUUAAUUGAUUUUGUAAUAUGUUACAAAUAAGAAAAAAAUUAGUAGUUAGUAUAUUAUUAUCUAUUAUUCUUCAUUUCACUGACUUCAUCAUAAUAAUUUCCGAUAAGUAAAUAGAUCAUCCGAUAAUGUAAUUAAAUUUAUCUUCAACAUUUAGUGCAGAUAACUUCCUUUUCCAGAUUAUAAAAUGGAAAAUAUUUUUUAAACAGCAAUUCCAGGUUAAAGAUUGGCCAAAAGAGGACUAUGGUGAAUUUUACAAUGGAGAUUCCUACAUUGUUCUAAACGUAAGAGAAAAUAUUAUCGAAACUGAAACAACUUAAAAACAAAUUAUGUUUAGCCCAAAUACCCACUAGUCAUCUAUUACUUUACGCUUGCACUAAACAAGUUGGGAUUAUUCAAAUUAGGGCAGAAAUGUGACCAGGCAUAAUAUUUUUAAAAAUUAUUGAAAGUAAAAUUUUCAUGUGCUAAUAUAAGUCAUCUUAUUUUGUGAUAUUCUAGACCAGGGAUGGGUUGGCCUUGCAUUUCCAGAUCCCCCCUCCCCCCACCCCAAUCGUUGCUGGCUUCUUUUCUAAUAGGCAAUUUAAAUGAUUGCUCAUAAUAAAUAUUGACAGCUACUGUUGCCGUCUGUGAAUGUUUAACCUCAUUUUUCAUAAGUAGUGGAUGUACAUAUGUAACAGCAGUGAUACAACUUAAAAAAAGAAUGUAAAAAUUAAAGUACAGAUGAAAUUAACAAUUAUUUGUAAUCUAAGUGUAGACAUGAAGUGCCAGAUGAUAAUUAUUUUUAUUUGUAUCAGUUUUAUGUGAAACUGUAUUUUGGCUUUUAAAAUGACUUUUAAAAAAAAAUUCCAAUUUGUACAAAAUCUUUUAGCUGCCCAUUCUUGAAUGUUUAAUUUACAGAUCAGGCCAUCAUAUUAAUUAUUUCCAUCAAAAUACUAUACAAAUUAUUGCUACUUCUAAUAUUCUACUACUUGUAUAUAUGCUAAUGAUAUUAAGGUUAUACCUUAAAAAAAAUUAAUAUGCUACAUUUUUCAAUUUAGACCUACAAAGAUGAUGAUGGUGAUAACCUUCUCCAUGAUGUUCAUUUCUGGAUUGGCAAGAACAGCAGUCAGGCAAGUUUGAUGCUACUGCCUAGUUUUCAAAUGCAACCAUUAUCUGUGCACCUUGCUGGGAAGAUAGGCAUUACCUAUUACUUAACUGAUAUUAAUUUCUCUCUCCCCACUCAAAGGAUGAGUAUGGUACUGCAGCUUACAAGACUGUAGAACUUGAUACCUAUCUAGAUGAUGUGCCUGUUCAGCACAGGGAAUGUCAAGGACAUGAAAGCAGUCUCUUUAAGUCUUACUUUCCCAAAGGAAUCACGUAGGCUAUUUAAAACAUUUGUUUUUAAAAAGUUGAUCACAUAUGCUUUUAAAAAUUUGAUUUGAUUUGCUAUUAUAUUUUGGUCUUUCAAAGUCCGUUAGGUAGGCUAUUGUAAUUAUUUUUUCCAUAUAUUCAUUGAUUCCAAAUCUCCAGAGCGCUAGAAACAAGAUAGAUAAAAUGGUUGCUAAUUUGUUUUCAUCAUCUUCACAGUACUAUGGAAGGUGGAGCUGCAAGUGGCUUCAGACAUGUCACACCAGAGGAAUAUGAACCCAGACUUUUCAUAUUUUCCAGAGAUAAGGAUGGCAGAAUAGCUGUCAGACAGGUAAGAAAAUUGCGUAUAUUUGUUGAAGAGAAAUACAUUAAGAAAAUUCAAACUUGAAUAUUUGUUUUUUCUCUUCUAAUUCAUUUCUUCAGAUUAAAAUAUUCGAAAUAACUUUUUUUCAUCCCUUUGCUGUUCAGAAAUGAAAUUUUUAAGCUUUUUAAAACUAAAAGCAAAUUUAUCCAUCUAGCACUUGAUUUACUGACAUCAGUUCAUUAUACCCAGGGAAAAAAAAGGGGGAGGGGGUGUAAAGGAUGGCGGGUGUUGGUUACAAAAUCACUUUUUAACAAUAAAUAUUUUAAAAUUUAGUUUAGGGAAAUAAUGUGAAGCAAAAGUAUGAAAGCAUAGAUAAAUCAGACCCAAUUGCAUAUAAAAAUUUUAUGAUUCAAAUUAUUUCUAAUCAUCUUAGCAGUCUUGUAUCCAUUGUAAUUAUUCAUCAUAGAAGAAAAACAAAAAAAAAGGGCCUGUUUAUAAUUAUUAUUAUUAAAUUGAUGUGGCUAGCCUGUCUGCGCUUCACAUAAAAAGUAGCCAAAAAAAAAGAAACAUGACGUUAAAAAACAAUAUCAAACACACUAGAACAGGGCUUCUAAUCUUAUGCAGUACCACAUCCCAUCUUGAUAAAAAGAAAUUUCCUGCACCCCCAUCUUAUUUCAAAAUGCCAUCCCCCCCCCUCCCCCCACACACACCGCACACAAUAAAUAAUAGUAAUAAAAAUGCAAAUAAACCUGAUUUUCUGGGUCUUCUAGCACCCCCUGAUGCUGCCUCCCUCACCCCAGGGAGCGCUGGCACUCCUGGUUAUAAUCCAUGCACUAGAUAAUAAUAUAUAAAUUAUUAAGAAGGUUAAAGCUGGUGACUGCUUUCCUAAGGUGUCAGGGGACCUAAGCAUGCCUCCUUUAACUUUUACUACAGUUGUGAAGUUUGCUAAUGAAAUAGAGCAUUUAAUCUGGAGUGCUUUAUGACUUGUUUUUAAAAGAAAAAAUUCAGGGCAUGGAGCUGCUAACAGUGGCACUAUGAAUCAAUGCAUGCACCUAUAAUGUUAAAAUGAAAUUUAUCAAUGGAUGUUCCCUCCUUCUAUUUAAUUAUUUUUAAAAUACUGCCCUGACUCUAUGCAAGAUAAUUUGAAAAAAUGUUUUGAAACUUUUUUUUGUAUCAAAAUCCUUUAAAUAAGUAAAUAAACUGUUCUAUUUAUGCAGAUUGUAGAUACUGAAUUGCAUAAAAAGUCUCAUGAAAAUUCCACCAGGUGUAAAUCGUAUUGCUUGUAUGCAAAGCUAUAUUAGGCAAUUAUUUCCUAAGUAGUAAAAAUAAACUAUUAUUUUCAUUGAACUUAUAUGACUUGACAAAUGUAUUGAAAUUAUUUACAUAAUUAAAUUAUUCUUGAAUUUACUGUGUUCUUAAAACCAAUAUGUUGAUGUUUAAGUAAAAGAACUAAGCCAAACAUUGUUUAUGAUUAGAUUCCACGAGCUGCCUCCCUGGUUGUGCCUGGGGAUGUGUUCAUACUUGAUCUUGGACUCACAAUUUAUCAAUAUAACGGAGAGGAAUCAAGCCCAUCAGAGAGAGCCAAGGUUGUUUUUUUAAUUAUCAAAUUUUCCUCCUCCAAAAUGCAGGAGAUUGGCAUUGUGGGAAAAAAGUCUCAUUUCAGCUUGUCAUUGGAUUUAAAGUCUCAUAUCUCUUUUAUUAAUGCAUGUUAACAAAUUAUAAAAUUUAAUUUAAUUGAAAUAUAUUAAAUAAACAAUAAGAAAUGAGCUGUCAUGAUACCUAGACAUAUUUCAUUUAAAUAGAUUAAUGAAUUAAUUCAGAUGAAUGUUAACUUUGUCUCAUUUGUAGGCCAUGCAAUAUAUUGGUAACCUGAAAAGUCAGCGUGGUGAAGCUACAUCCAUUGUGCUUGAUGGUGGAAGUGUCCCAAAAUCAGUAAGUUUUGGUCUAAAUUCAAGUUAACAAGCUCAUUGAAAUCAAAUAUUUCAAAUUUAGAUGUGUUUAUUUUCUUCUGUCUCUAGGAAAGCUUCACUCUGGGUUUUAACACUUUGUACUUAAUAGGCUGCAGCCCUUUAAUAAAAAAAUUCAAUGUAGAAUAAAUAAAUGUAAUACUGCAAGUUAUAAAAUGUAUUUGAAGGAAGUGAUGUAAUAAUAGGCUACCCAAACAAUUAAUGAAAAGAAUAAGUACUACACAGUAGGAUAAUCUUGCCUAAACCUUAUUCUGCUUUAUCUACAGCAUCUUUCUUCUGUUUGCUGCAUAAUAGGUGGGCCAACCUUGCUAGAAUUACCAAUAUUCAAUACAUUUCUAGCAAAAGUUUGUUAUUGCCAAGAACUUUAAAUCUCUUUGUACCUUUUGACAUAAUUUUAGGCUUGUAAUGUUCAACAUUUUGAUAUUAUUUGAACUAAAUUGAUUGAUUUGUUUUCAUUUAAAAACAGCAUGAAUUUUGGGUGAAAUUAGACCAGGAUCCUGAUGAUGAUGAUGAUCUUGAUGGUGAUGAUGACCAAAAACUACUGAGGUAUUUUGAAGCAUGUUUUUUCUACUACUUAUUUAUAUUAUUUAAAGGUUUAUUAGAUUUAGCCUCUUGGUGAUUAUUUUAACAAUGGACCUUCAGCUCAUGAGUUUGAUGCUUUAUUUUUUAGGGUAAACACAGACACAGCUCAGUCUGAACUUGUCAAAGAUGGAAGUUUCAGCCGCAGUGAUUUGAAAUCAGAUGUAAUAAUAUUUAUAAAACUUUUAGGCAUCAACUUUUACUGCUACUCAUAAUUUAUCUGUAAAUUGUAAAUAUCAUUUCAAUUAAGUUGUUAAAAGGACAAUUUUAAGGUUAUUCAUAUAAUUCAAACGGAAAGAACUAUAAAAAAUUAACACAUCUAGAGCAAUUCUUAUUUGAAUCUGCUGACAAACAUUUACUUUUUAAAUUUAAAUGAGAAACAAAGCGAAAAAUCUUUUGAAAAAAUAUUUUAACAAUUAGUAAUUGAAUUGCUAUGUACCUUAUUUGAGUAUAGUAAUUUAACUUAUGCAUUGAGAAAAGAUAUCAAGCUCUUUGUAACUAAACAAUGACCAAUCUUCCAGGAUGUGUUUAUUUGUGACAGCGGUAACACAGUGUUUGUUUGGGUUGGUGGCAGUGCUUCUGGUGCUGAAAAGAGAAAUGGCCUGCCUUAUGCUCAUGUAAGUUCUUAACAUGCCCAGUAAUCAAGUUUGCAUAGCUUUGUACUGUAAAUGUAGUGUCAUUUUGGGAAUUUUUGUACCAUUUUCAACUGAAAGAAAUAUAAGACUGUGCAACAACUGAAUUGUUUGCUUUAUUUUAUAAGCAUCCACCUCAAGAGAAUAGUAUAAUACUUCACAGACACAUUUAUUUUGUCUAAUAAACACAGGGAGGUGGGAUAGUUUUUAUCUGCACAAUAUGAGCUGAUUUGAUUUGAUUUUUUUGUUGUGUAGAACUACUUAAGAGGAAGUGGCCGUCCUUGGAGAUCAAUCACAGUUGUGAAAGAGGGACAGAAAUGUCCACAGUUUGAGGCAGCACUUGCUGCUUAGACUUAGACAAGACACGGCUGAAUCCAAAAGUGAUGCCCAGAAAGAAAUCAACAUAUUAUUCUAAAAAUGAUAUUUUAAAUACAAUUUCUGACAAGGGAAUAGUCAGCCACACUCGAUUUUUCAUGUGAACAAAUUUUAAUUUACACAUGUAUACAUAUAUUAGUUGUCUCUUUAUAUGUUAAAAAAAAUAUUACAGUUCUAGUCUAUGUUGGUUAAUGGAAUCUCAAUAUAUAUGUAAACUUAUACAUUUGUUUUUUGAAAUAUUUAUUAUAAAUAGAUGACAAUGCAAUGAGUUAAUAUUAACCAAGUUUCUAUUAAUGGUUGCAAAGAAAUUAACUACUUUUGAUAUUACUUUUCCUUUUAUAGUAUCUUUUUUUGUUAAAUUUGGCAAGGCUUACAUCUAUCUGAAAACCUGCCAUGCCCAAAGUUUUCAUAUAAAUGGCUUGACUUAAUUAAGAAGCUGCAAAAAGUGAUUUAUAUUAAAAUCUACCCCUGAUCAAACAAAAUUAGAAAGAGCAAUAUCCAGAUUUAAGUUGUGCCCAAGUUUGGUAUGGGUACUGUAUCAUGUUUGUUUUCAGAAAUUUUUUUAGGGUUGGCAGAAAAAAAAUUAAUUAGCCCGAAACAAAAUAUAUUUUUGCUGGGGAUCAGGAGCUAUUAACAUGGUGAGCUUUUUUUUAAAAAAAAACUUUGGUAAAAGAAAUGGAUUCACUUUAUUAAACAAGUUUAACAUACUGAACAAAGAGUGUAAAAAUGUAAUUGUGAUGUACUUUUUUCAUUUUUAUUAAUUUUUCAAUACUUUUAAUAAUGAAAUACUCAAAAGCAGUUUACAUCACUUAAAUUGUAUUCGUUCUUCGGAAUAGUAAACAUGUAUGUACCGGUACGCAAAAUGACCUUAAAUAUACCCGGGUAUCAAUAUUUUUUUACGACAACUAUGCAAUGAAAAUAUUGCCUUGCCGCUUAAUAAAAAUCAGUAUUUCAGUUAACAUUUUCCUUUAUUGUUAGUUCUUUGUCAUUUAACAAUAAUUUUGAAAUAGUUGUCUAGAUUAUUCCAAUCUAUAUUUAAAAUAUUUUUUUUGGUUAUAAAAUACAUUGCUAAAAUGUGAUUAUUUACAAUUUACAGAGAUCCGAGUUUAAAAAGUCUGUUCCUUUUGUUUGCUUUUACUAUAACAGCUUUGUUUUAUUUAGAACUAUACACAAUUUUCAAUAUUUUUCACUAACUUUUAACUGUUCUGCAAAUAAAUAACAGAAGCCUACAACUACAUGAUCUUAGCCUUACGUUAUUUCCUAUUGUAAAAAAAAAAAUCCAAAGCCAAAUAUAAGGUAACAUUAAUAUUUUAUUUAAAUACAUUCUCAAAUUUUGACUUUUAUUGAAAUGAGCCGCUCUGUUUUAUAUCCUCA